Messenger RNA from Brenthis ino (lesser marbled fritillary), 1389 nucleotides. NCBI's taxonomy places the organism in Eukaryota, Metazoa, Arthropoda, Insecta, Lepidoptera, Nymphalidae. The record is from the annotation of a GenBank genome assembly.
AUGGAUAACGAAUUUUUGGAUAUAUCAACCAGCCUGAGUAAGCAACUUGCGUAUGGCAUUGGCCAUGUACUGAAUGAUGUAUGUGCAAGUUUAUGGUUUACAUAUUUUUUGGUAUUUUUUCACCUUGUGCUAGAGUUUUCUGCUUCACAAGCUGGAUACUUAUUGUUAAUAGGUCAAAUUGUUGAUGCAUUCACAACACCUUUUAUUGGCUAUCAUUCUGAUCAUACAAACAAUUUCUUAAGUGCAAAAUAUGGUAGAAGAAAACUUUGGCAUUUAUUCGGUACUUUAUGUGUAUUGUCAUCAUUUCCAUUUAUAUUUAUGGAAUGUAUUGAAUGUAAAUUAGCACAUAAAUGGGCACAAAUGUUCUACUUUGCUGCUUUUAUUACCAUAUUUCAAAUUGGAUGGGCAUCUGUGCAAAUAUCUCAUCUUAGUCUUAUCCCUGAACUUGCAGAUGAUCCUCAUGUUAGAACACAUCUUACUGCAAUAAGAUAUGGAUUUACUGUGUUCUCUAACAUAUUUGUGUACAUAAUCACAUGGAUUAUAUUACACUUCACUGGUGAAUGUGAUAAGGAACAAGUAGGUCCAGCAGAUGCAUGGAAGUUUAGACAAAUUAUGCUUAUAGUAGUGGGAGUAGGGAGCUUAGCAACAAUUUUUUUCCACCUUGCUGUAACUGAAAAACAAUCUAGAAAUUCAUUAUUAAAUGAAGAUCAUGAAACAAGUACUCUUUCAAUCCAUUGUAACGUACUUCGCAAAAUUUUAUUGUAUCAUAUAGCUGGAAUAUACAUGAGUACAAGGCUUGUGGUUAAUGUGGCCCAAGUUCUGAUACCACUUUAUCUUCACCGCACAUUGGGUCUGGCUGCAAGGGCAUUAGCUGUAGUGCCCCUUGCUAUGUAUCUCGGGAGCCUGGCAGCUGCAGGUGUACAGAGGUUGGCGCCAAGAUCUUUCACUCGAAAACUAAGCUAUUUGUUGGGGUCUGCAUGUGCAUUAAGUGGUUUUCUAUGGGUGUACUUUGAUUCUGACCGUGAUUUUAAAGUGAAUUAUAUUUAUGUAGUUGCUGUGUUAAUAGGUUUUGGUGGAGCACAAAUGCUUGUAACAAGCUUAUCUCUAACAGCUGAUUUAGUUGGAAACAGUACUCAGGCAUCUGCUUUUGUAUAUGGUCUUAUGAGUUUUACUGAUAAAUUAUCUUGUGGUGCUGCAAUUGCGAUUAUACAAAUGUAUGCAGAUAAUAGUACUGAGAUAUAUUACCGCGACGCCUUAGUAUGGGUAUGUGGCUCAGCAACAGUUCUUGGCCUAGUACUUACCCUUGUCUUACCUACUCAAACGCAUAAUUCACUACUUUUAAAUGAUGGUGUAUCAAUAAAUGCAGAAGAUGAAAUUACAACAACAUCA